Molecule: messenger RNA, 2654 nt
Organism: Coffea arabica (coffee)
Lineage: Eukaryota; Viridiplantae; Streptophyta; Magnoliopsida; Gentianales; Rubiaceae
Source: RefSeq, a predicted model, not a curated record
GCAGGAGGAAAUAGGAAAUAGGAGUAUAGGACGGCCAAAGAGAAGGAGUGCCCGCUCCCGCCUAACGUGGUCCGUUUCCACCCUCACAAAUGUCCCCUCUUAAACCCAAGCUAUGCCACUCGCUCCACGUUCCAUGACUUCCAUCAGAGAGGUGACUAAUAAAUGAGUUUGCAUUGCACUAUUGCAGCGCGCAACAGUCAACACACCCUCGCAAACUGCUAAGUACCGACCUUCCUCUCCUUUCUUUCAGUUGUCCGGAAGAGGAUUGAUUUAUAUAUAUUGAUUAAAGAGAGACGUCUGAUCAGUGUGUGUGUGUGUGCGCGCGAAUGGGAGGCGAGAGUUCGUCAAUCGGAGCGUUAGUGCCGACGGUGAAAUCGGAGCUUGGGAGCAAUAAUAAUGCAGCCGCAGGGGAGCGGGAGCAGGAGCAGCAGCAACCGGAGGCGAUGGCGGUUGAAGAGGAGUUGGCGAUGCCGGACAGGGAUAUAUUGUGUCCGAUAUGCAUGCAGCUGAUUAAGGACGCGUUUUUGACCUCCUGCGGACACAGCUUUUGUUACAUGUGUAUCGUCACGCAUUUGCAGAACAAGAGCGAUUGCCCGUGCUGUUCUCAUUUCCUCACUCCUAAUCAUCUCUACCCUAAUUUCCUCCUCAACAAGUUAUUGAUGAAAGCCUCUGCUUGCCAAAUAGCCAAGACUGCUACUCCAGCUGAACAACUUCAUAAGGCAUUACAACAGGGAUAUGAGGUGUCAGUAAAGGAGCUUGACAGUCUCUUGUCUUUUCUUGCUGAGAAGAAAAGAACGUUGGAGCAACAAGAAGCUGAAACAAAUAUGCAAAUUAUGCUUGAUUUCCUGCAUUGUCUGAGAAAUCAAAAACUUGGAGAGCUCAAUGAGUUACAAACUGACCUCCAGUACAUUAAGGAGGAUAUAAAUUCUGUAGAGAGACAUGGAAUAGAAUUAUACCGGUCCAGAGAUAGAUAUUUAACAAACGUAAGGAUGCUUGGUGAUGAUCCUCGUGCAAAAUUAUCAUGGCCCUCUUUGAUUGAAAAACGUGGUGGUGGUGUGCUACCUUGUUUUCCUGGUCCACAGAGCCAGUGCCACAUGGGUUCCAGUACUUCACAUAACUGGAAAGCUGAUGAGAAAACCCCUUCAGGCUCUCAGAUAAUCCAGAUAAAGGAUGCUAACAGUGACUUGGAUUCACAGCAGCUAACUCAAUCAGGACUUCUUGUAGCAAGAAAGAAGCGAGUCCAUGCACAGUUCAAUGACCUUCAAGACUGUUAUAUGCAAAGGCGACGGUCCUCGACAAGACAAUCCCAAAAAAAGGAUGAAAGAGACAGAAGAGAAGGUUACAGCACAGGGCUUGAAGAUUUUCAGACUGUGCUCUCAACCUUUACACGAUACAGUCGGUUGCGGGUUGUUGCAGAACUUAGGCAUGGAGAUCUUUUUCACUCUGCCAAUAUUGUUUCAAGUAUAGAAUUUGAUCGUGAUGAUGAACUCUUUGCUACAGCUGGAGUUUCACGGCGUAUCAAAGUGUUUGAAUUUUCAUCGGUGGUGAAUGAACCAGCAGAUGUCCCAUGUCCUAUUGCAGAAAUGUCCACUCGUUCCAAGCUCAGUUGUCUCAGCUGGAACAAGUACACAAAAAAUCACAUAGCCAGUAGUGAUUAUGAGGGUAUAGUGACUGUUUGGGAUGUGACCACCCAUCAGAGUGUGAUGGAGUAUGAGGAGCAUGAAAAACGAGCAUGGAGUGUUGAUUUUUCACGUACUGAACCCUCCAUGCUUGUAUCCGGGAGUGAUGACUGCAAGGUCAAAAUUUGGUGCACGAAUCAAGAAGCCAGUGUUCUUAACAUUGACAUGAAAGCUAACAUAUGUUCGGUCAAGUACAAUCCUGGAUCUAGCAUCCACAUAGUAGUGGGCUCAGCUGACCAUCACAUCCAUUAUUAUGACUUGAGAAAUACAAGUCAACCAGUGCAUAUUUUCAGUGGGCACAGGAAAGCUGUUUCAUAUGUCAAAUUUUUGUCCAACAGUGAACUAGCUUCUGCAUCUACUGACAGCACAUUACGCUUGUGGGAUGUUAAGGAAAAUAUCCCAUGCAGGCAAAUUGUCCGAAGGGUUGGAGUCUUUUUAAAGAGGUGCUAUUUCAAAUUGUUACUGCUACAGAUGACCAUCCAACUAGCCGGAUCGCCGCAUUACCUGUAUAAAUGAAAAACAAGACUCUUUUGUCUAAGGAAACGAUAUCUGAGCGUAAACUUCCUCAACAUAUGCAGAAGCUAGUUGCAUCUAAACUCUAGUAUGCCAAUUUCUAACAGUUUUAUCAACUUUUGUGAACUUCAUCAAUUUCUGUCAUUAAAAUGGUGUUUGAGAGUAUGUUUUGGUUUUGUUAGCUACAAGUGUAGUGGUUCUUGUCUUAAUGGCCUUUAAUCAUGCGAUUUUCAUAAAAUCCUGACUUGGAUGAGUGCAAGGCUGGAGCUUUAGCACCAAGUGUCAAGGCUGGACGUAUACUACUAUGAGAAACCAUGCUGGAUUGCAAAAUUUUAUUUAUUUUUGGGUAACCGUACUGGAUAGCAAUUUUGAUGGCUUGGCUUGUAAAGUUUUUCUGUAAGCCUAAAUUGACUCCUUAGUUGUAAAUUUUGCUUGGAAGUUUAAAUUUACCUUUGUGUUGCU